AUGGUAGACAUGCGAAUAGAUGAUUCCACGGUUACUCCCACUAGGGAAGAAGUCAAGGACAUGAUUUUGACAUCUAGUUCAGAGACAGCUUUGAACAAUUCAAGCGUACAAGCUCUUGGCUGUGGAAACAAUUGGUUGAAUGGCAUUAAAUGGCCGCCUGAACAGCACACAAAGACUACGAGUGACCGAAGAGAAGAUACUACCUUCAACGAUUUAAAGCUUAAUCCCUCCUUAGUUACUCACGGUGGAAGGGUACUGAAAAAACCUGCACGUUAUAUGGAAUCCGACUCGGACGAGGGAGCUAGUGCGCGAAGGAAGUUUCCUUCGGUGAAGAAAAGAAAGCGUCUGCUCUCUGAUUCUUCGCGUCCAAAAUGUAAAAAUGGUAGAACAAAGUCUCUGGAGAAAGAUUCUUCUGAUCUAUUUUCGAAUCAUAGAUUAAAACUCCUGUCCUUUAAGCGGCAAAACGGCGAAAGUUUAGACUUGAAGAACUCGUUGGACCUCAGAUCGACGCUUGGCGUGGUGAGUUCUUUGUCAACAUCUCCUUCUCGCACUCAGCCAGGUGAAUCUGUUUGCGUGAAAAGCACGACAAGUGAGCUGCAAACGGAGUCAGAGAGUUCAAAUUCCUUUGAGACACCUUUAAAACGCAAAAGAGGUAGACCUCCGAAAAAUCUAACACAAUCUUUAGAUAAAUUACAUUCAGUUGACAUUCGUUCGAAUUCGCCACAUGGCAAUUGUGAAACAAGUGCCACGAAAGCAUCUCUCGCGUCACCUUCAACUUCAAAAUUUGGUAAGAAAAGAAAACGGCCGAAAGGCAUACGCUAUUUGCAGGAGAGUUGUUUGUCGUCGAGCAGCGACGAGAAUGAAAAAGCGCCGUCAACUCCCAGGAGAAGGGGUCGACCACCGAAGAAAUUGUCGAGUUGCGAAACAAAACACAAAAUAUUCAGGACACCGAAUGGCGUUAAAAAACCUAGGGUGCGGCCGCAUUUGAAAGCUGUUGACAAACUUUCGUUCAUGAAACCUUCUAAGAAAUCGCUGGACUUAAUGCUACCUUCACCGGAAACGUUCGUGACCGGGGUAAACUCAAAGUUUGUUGGGGUUAAUGGCUGCAGGAUCCUCUCGUCUGGGAAGGAGGUUAAACGCAAACGUGGCCGUCCACCAAAGCCGAAACCCGAGCUUUCUUUUGAAUCAGACAAUAUUCUAAGUGAUGCGUUUCAUUUUACUGGAGAAGACGAACAGAGCGAUGGUUCUCCGACAUUGAAACGUAAGUUGAAGAAGUUGAAAUUUCAAAAAAAGCACGACAAAAGACCUCUUGGAACUUGUGCUCUGAAGAAGAGAGAUGCUACGGAAAAACUCAAACGUAAGGUCUUGAAUAAAGCCAGAAAAAAUCUUCAAGUAAGAGCUCAACUUAAUGUGUCACAAUCUGAUUGUGAGCCAUUGAUGGAAACUAAACAAAGUUCUGAAAAUGUCCACAAACGUAGAAGAAGAAACAAAGCUGACAGAAUACUUGGAAUGAGAAGAAAUCUCUCUGGGACAUAUGAGUAUCUAGUUCAGUGGAAAGAUGGAACAAGUUCAUGGGCUCCAUCAGAUGAACUCUCUGAUUAUGAACUAGACUUUAAAUGUUUUCUUGGGCAUGACUACCAAGACAUGACAGUUGUAAACAGACUAGCAUACAAAGCAUAUUGGAAGGAAGACUUGAUCAAAUACCAUAGGAACCAACAUGAGAUUGACAGAUUGAUUGCAACUGAUGAUGUGCACUCAGGGCAAGUCGGCUCAGGAGAGCAUUACUUAGAUGGACAAAUUGAUGAUUCUGAUCCUUGUCAAAAACAUUACAUCUGUAAAGAGGUAUCAGUGCAAAAACUCCAUGAUUGUGUUCAUGUAACUAUCAGCCGGUCGUCCAGCAAGAGAAGCAAAAUCAAUCAAAGAAUUGUGGACUCGCUCACUCUUGUCAUGGAGGAUGCUGCUGUAGAUGAGUCACAAUUUGUUAUUAUUAGUGGCUUAGGAGAAGAGACUUUCUGUGGGGUCAAUCUCAAAGAUUUGACACAAGUUCCAUGCGAGGAAGAGCCAAGACAUUACAGAAGAGAUGUGGAUAAAGUCAGGUAUGUUAGAUACCUUUACUAUAGCUUGUAAUUUGAAGCUGUAGACCCGAGGAUUUGCAAUGGUAUAAUCUAAGCAAAAUCCUCAUAUGGUUUUUCCACUUUCACCUGAAAAUACCUUAUACCUGCAGAAUUUUUGAUGUUCAAAGCAUGUGAAAGCAUUCUGCUGAUGUUGUCCUAUCCACAAAGUUUUAUUACAUGCUUUUCAAUUGUUUGUUGAAAUCUAAAUAUCAAAAUCCUUGACUUGUGCUCAUGCUUGAUGACCUCAACAGUAAAAAACUAAAAAUUUUCAAAUGUGAAUUCCUGUGGAGCUCAUGAGUUAAAAGGUGGAUCACACAUGCUUAUUUAAGUAAUCCUUUGGCAUGUACAUUGGGUAAGGUUUUUGCAACAAGGUUAUAAUUAUAUCUUUCAAAUGCUAAUCAGCUCAUGUAAAUAGCCACAUAAAAGGUAUCCAGAGCUUCUCACAUAAAAAUUAUCCAAACUUUAACUCGUAAACAAUUUCAGUUACUGCAGCAACUGAUUUUGUUAAUGUAGAAAUAAGGUUACACUACCUUCACUCCCAAGAUUUUAUUAGUAAUUCUCCUUCCUGUCUGCUCUACAAUUCUCAGGAUUCUUACAAUUUUUUGAUUUGGAGAAUUUGGGUAUUGGAUCGUAUAGUAAUCGCCUAAUUGGUAUUUCUCUUUAUCUCUUUAUUUUUCUGCAUGGAUUUUGUCUUGAUAUUGUAAUGAGAAAUUUAUCUUGGUCAUUUAUGAGAAUAGAAGGGUUGAAAGCAACAUAAGUACUUUACUCCAGCAACAUAAAGUUGUUUGAAAGAGGUUGUCCACAAUUAUCAACAUUAUGGCUUUGCCUCCAUGUGAAGAUCUCGAAAAGUAAUCUGGACAUCUGACAAUAAACGAUUAAAUUCAUCAAACAGUUGCCUUGUCCUUAUAGUGACAUUUUCUCUUUUUGUCCUGAAAUCCCAAAAUCAAGGAUUGGUGACCUAAAAACUACCCACCAUAUCUUUUGGGGUUGUCUGGUGUACUUAAAUGUUUUUUUUUUGGUUUUUUUUUUUGACAACCUUUUUCAAAACAGCCCUAUACAAAUGGACCUGUCUGAGUUCCCUAUGUUGCCAUGGUGACAAGAUCAAAUUCAUAUACAUAUUACUACUAGCAUGUGAUUUUGUCAGCCUCAUUUAGUUUUGACAGAAGUUAUAGGUGCCUGUGAUAUCCUCUUGAGGAUAGCAGCAUAGAGGUGUUAAUUAAGGCAAAUUCAAGAUAAUUGGGUUUUAUCUACGGAUUGAGUUGGUAAUGUGAAUUGGCCACUGUGAAGCAAUUCUAAAGCUGACUCUAUAGUUGUAAUCCCUUCAUCAUAGUCUGUUCUGGAUUAAACAAAACUUCAAGACAAAGAGUUUAGGGUUUGCAGGAAUUCAACAAAAACUGAAUAAAAGGAUUAAGUUUCUAAUGAAAGAAACUGUGAUGCUGUAUCAAUGUGGGGUUUUACAAGAUGAUUUGGUCCUAUCAGCCAAGUUAAUUAUAUGAAUUGGCCACUGUAAAGAGAUUCUAAAGGUGAUGUUUCUAGCAAUUGUAUUUCAUCAGAGCAAAUUGUUGUUGCUAAUAUGUUGGUUAUGUUUUAUCCUGUUAUAGAUAUUUGGUACAGGUGCUAAUCGACUUUCCCAAGCCAGUGGUUGCAGCUAUCAAGAAGCCAGCCUUAGGAUUGGGUGCAAUGCUUGUUUCUCUUUGUGAUUUGGUUUGUGAUGAGGUGGGUGGGUAAACAAGGGUAUUGUUGUUUUGCAUUACAAUCCUUAGGAUGUACAUUAUUGAAAUACUGAAAUACAUGUAACAAGUAAAUGUUUAAUGAUGAUGGUGAUUAUCUCUGUUUGUUGGUUCUAAUGUUUUCACUGAAUAUUUUUUCUGGGCUCUCCAAGUUUCUGCCCCCCACUGACAAAAGCAGAUCAAACUGCCAUUUAUUCUUGAAACAGUCAGCAAAGAGCUACACUGUAGAUGUGCAGUUGGGAAAAUUAGAUUGAUUAUUAAUUUUUCAACUUAAUUUCCUGUUUUGCAGGAUUCCCUUGGUGAGCCAGUUGCUCUUCAGAAUGUAUCCAAGGGACGUGUCCCUUACAGUUUUGCAAAGCUUAUGGGACAUACUUUAAUAAAUGAACAAAUCCUGAUUGGGCACAAAGUACCCACUUCUCAACUUGAUUGUCUGCAUUCAGCAUCUGAAGUCUUCAAUCACGCACGCUACACAAAAACAGUUUCAGCCUCACUCAAAGCUAUGAGUCACCCCAAUGGAAUGUCUUAUGAUGACUGUUUGCAGACACACUGUGGUGCAGACUCGCUCUCAGAACUGGAACAACAGCUUCUAGAGGAAGAGAAGAAGGCAAGGAAUGAAUGCAUUGACAACAUGAAAGCUUUUUGGAAAGAGGUACAUUCUCCACUUGACGUCUAGGGACAGCCUCAUUUAUGUUAAGUUAUUGGGCAAAGUUUUCGUGUGGUCCUUACUUUGGUGAUAUAAUAUAGAAACUUGUUAAGUUGUUAGGAUUUCACUGAUGCAUGUUGUAAGUGUUCUUGAUACUUGCUGCUGUAUUGUUUUCAUUUGCAUGUGUUAGUGUGCUAUGCUGGCAAAAAAAAAAAUCGAUAAUCCACCCAUAACUUUUGCAACUUUUUCAUACCACUCUGAAGCAAAUAAAAACCUAUAUCUGCAAAAUUCUUUCUCAGUGUGUGUUGAAUAUUUUUUACCCAAAUUACCACAUCAAGUGUCUCAAAAACCUUUUUGCAAGACUGUAUUUCCACAACCAAGAAGGCAAAAACUAUAUUAGUUUUUGACUUUGCUUUUGCAACAUCCAUCAAAGUAGAAAUUUUGAUGUUGUGUUUCGUAAAAAGGCUAGCUUGUAAAUUUAGUGAUAUACCACAGAGCCAUUGUAGAAAUUAGAAUGACAUGUCUUAUGAAAACAAUGUGUUGAGUAUUUGUAUAUUUAAAAUUUUUUCUGGAAAGUCAAAGGGGAUGUCAUUUUGCUUCAUGCAUUAUGUUAGUAGAAGUUGCUAAGCAAAAUAUGGAAAUAAGCAUUUGUCGCAUAGCGUUGCAUAGCAAAGAACAUGUAUUGUCUACCACUCCAACUCUACUGUCAACUCUCUCUAAACCAGAUAUGCUGUUCAUCCUUGAAAAAGAAAAAAAUUAAAUGGGGUAUUGCACUAUUGAUGUUUCAAGUCAGAUUGUACUGUAAGCUCAAUUUGCAAUAUCUAGAACUGAAAACAAUAAGGAGAAUUUUAAGUUGUGGUAUAUAUUUUGAGGUAGAUUUCUUUAUGUCCUAAUUACCACAAAUUGGAAUGUUAAUUGUUAGUUUUUCUGAAGGGGAGAAAACAAGUGUACAAGGACCACAUCCAACAAAAAACUUAAAACCCACGUGGCAAAAGGUCUGGGAAUUAAACCUGGGACACAAGUGUGGAAGUCAAGUUGUCUCACGACAGCUUCCCAUUGUACAUGCAAAGCAAGAAAAGUACUCUCCUGCAGGUGUUUGUUAUAACCUGUGGAACAGAUGCCUCACAGUGAACCCUCCCCUCCCUCCCUCCCUCCCUCCCCCCCUCCAGCAACUGUGUCGAAUUAGAGAGGG
This is a messenger RNA of Pocillopora meandrina, 5679 nucleotides long. The record is from the annotation of a GenBank genome assembly. NCBI's taxonomy places the organism in Eukaryota, Metazoa, Cnidaria, Anthozoa, Scleractinia, Pocilloporidae.